Messenger RNA from Lactuca virosa, 265 nucleotides. The record is from the annotation of a GenBank genome assembly. NCBI's taxonomy places the organism in Eukaryota, Viridiplantae, Streptophyta, Magnoliopsida, Asterales, Asteraceae.
CACAAUUUUCGAUUCCAUUAGUUGCUGAUCAAUUUGUUUUACACAAUCGAUGGAUGUUCAUACUGGAAAUCGGAACCAGGAAAAUGAAGAUCAAAAUCCCGGGAAGGAUCUGGAGGACGCAAAUCAUGCAGAAGACGAAAAUCACUUCGUUGAUGAAGAUACAGAGGUUAAUAUUGAUUUCAGUGAAGGACAACCACAUGUUACACAUGAUUACGUUUCUCCUGAAUCAAUUGCUUUAACUCUUAAACUGUACUCAUCCUCAUGA